Molecule: messenger RNA, 3794 nt
Organism: Sarcophilus harrisii (Tasmanian devil)
Lineage: Eukaryota; Metazoa; Chordata; Mammalia; Dasyuromorphia; Dasyuridae
Gene: KCNJ2
Product: potassium inwardly rectifying channel subfamily J member 2
Exons: 2
Coding region: 428-1711 (427 amino acids)
Biological process (GO): potassium ion import across plasma membrane; regulation of monoatomic ion transmembrane transport
Cellular component (GO): plasma membrane
Molecular function (GO): inward rectifier potassium channel activity
Source: RefSeq, a predicted model, not a curated record
AGCUGAGUGUAUUGCAGAGCUCAUAAGAACCCCCGGCCAGUGUAGCAGCAGCCAUCACCUCCGCUAGCAGACUGUGCCUUUGAGAAUUUUGGAUUGCAUUUUGCUCACUCGCUUUAAACAAAAAAACAAAAAAAAAACCACUGGAUCUUACAUGCCUCUCCUUUCCCCACUUCCACUCUAUGUCCCCAUGCUCCUGAGCCAGCAACAGAGUGUAUUCUCCGGAUGUCAGAUAAGUUACUAAGGUAACAGCUACAUGCCAGUAGACAAUUCUUGGUAGACUCAAGGCACCUGGAGACUUCCAUCUCUACCUAUUUUUUUUUUUUGUGUGUGUGUUCUUCUUUAGCAUUCAAAACUGUUUCUCCAAAGGAUCCUGCAGAAACUCAGACUGUUUUCUAAAGCAGAAUCCCUUCAGUCCACAGCAGAAGCAAUGGGCAGUGUACGAACCAACCGCUAUAGCAUUGUCUCUUCAGAAGAAGAUGGCAUGAAAUUGGCCACCAUGGCAGUUGCAAAUGGCUUUGGGAAUGGGAAGAGUAAAGUCCAUACUCGACAACAGUGCCGAAGCCGUUUUGUCAAGAAAGAUGGUCACUGCAAUGUUCAGUUCAUCAAUGUGGGUGAGAAAGGACAGAGAUAUCUGGCAGACAUCUUUACCACUUGUGUGGACAUACGUUGGCGGUGGAUGCUGGUCAUCUUCUGCCUGGCUUUUGUUCUCUCAUGGCUGUUCUUUGGCUGUGUGUUUUGGUUGAUAGCAUUACUUCAUGGAGAUUUGGAUGCACCUGAUAACAAUAAAGCAUGUGUAUCUCAGGUCAGCAGUUUUACUGCUGCCUUCCUUUUUUCCAUUGAAACUCAGACAACAAUAGGCUAUGGCUUCAGGUGUGUUACGGAUGAAUGUCCCAUUGCAGUUUUCAUGGUAGUAUUCCAGUCCAUUGUGGGCUGCAUCAUUGAUGCUUUUAUCAUUGGUGCAGUCAUGGCUAAGAUGGCAAAGCCAAAAAAGAGGAACGAGACUCUUGUCUUCAGCCACAAUGCCGUAGUCGCCAUGAGGGAUGGAAAACUUUGCUUAAUGUGGCGUGUGGGAAACCUCCGUAAAAGCCACUUGGUGGAAGCUCACGUGAGAGCACAGCUCCUCAAAUCCAGAAUUACAUCUGAAGGAGAAUAUAUCCCACUUGAUCAAAUAGACAUCAAUGUAGGAUUCGACAGUGGAAUCGACCGUAUAUUUCUAGUCUCUCCAAUUACAAUAGUCCAUGAAAUAGAUGAAGAUAGUCCUUUGUAUGAUUUGAAUAAACAGGACAUGGACAAUGCAGACUUUGAAAUUGUUGUAAUACUAGAAGGGAUGGUAGAAGCCACUGCUAUGACAACACAAUGUCGUAGCUCUUAUUUGGCAAAUGAAAUACUCUGGGGCCAUCGCUAUGAGCCUGUUCUCUUUGAGGAAAAACACUACUACAAAGUGGACUAUUCAAGAUUUCACAAAACAUAUGAAGUGCCCAACACACCUCUUUGUAGUGCUAGAGACUUAGCAGAAAAGAAAUACAUCCUCUCAAAUGCUAAUUCCUUUUGCUAUGAGAAUGAGGUUGCACUCACUAGCAAAGAGGAAGAAGACAGUGAGAAUGGUGUUCCUGAGAGCACAAGCACAGACACACCUCCUGACAUAGACCAUCACAAUCAGGCUGGAGUGCCCCUGGAGCCCAGACCACUAAGGCGAGAAUCAGAGAUAUGACUAACUGGCUUCUCUUUCAGGAUGUGACUUUAAAACACAGUCUGUUGUUGGUCAAAGGCACAUUAAGCUGAAACUUGGCCCAAACAGUUUACAGAUGACGGUACUGGUGAAGAGAUAUAUCAAGUCAAGCAGCCGCAGGGGAUGGAGGCUGGUAUAAGGGUUUCAAAGGGAAGACUGCAGAGCUGGAACAUUAAUAUAAAGCACUAACAUGUCUACGCAUGAUCAGAUGGCACAUAUAUGUUGUAGAAUAAAUUAUUAUUUUUUAGAUAAAACUUGAACUUGCAGGCAAGUAUUGGUAGGGUUUGCAACUUUUCCAGAAUACUUCUCUAGGGAACAAGAAUGUUUUUAAUGGCAUAACAAAGGCAAGAUUCUGCCUUAAUUUUUUUUUUUUUGAAAAAAAAAAAAGCUGCUGCUAACUACAUGAACAAAAAUUAUAUUUUGUUGUAGUGUAGUUUUUAUUUUGUAUAAUUUAAAAAUCAGUGUUGGAACUUUGGUGAAAGCUCAUGAUACUCUUCAAAGUGGCAAAUACUUGGCUAGCAGAUGCCAAACCAAGAGCCGGAACUUUUGAGGCCAGUAGUUUUUUCUCUAGAAUGGAUUUUUCUCUCCCUGGUUACAUAAGGGGCAUUAUGUAACGCAAGCCAAACGGUAGCUUCCAAGGAUCUCUUCUCCAUGAUUUUUAAUGAGUUAUCUCAAAUUGUAAGUUAAACUACCUAAAAAAGAAUACCAAAGAUAAUGCAUAAUUUUGCACAGUUGAGCUUACUUUCAAAAGGAAAAUUAAAGUCAACAACUACAAUAACAAAAACAAAAACAACAACAACAACAAAAAAAAAAAACAGGCUGCUUAGGAAAAACAAAACAGGAACUUCACAUCUUGAGCUUCAGUAGACUGGAACUGCCACAUCACUUUGCACCUUAUUCAGAAGACAGAGCAUAAGACAUAGAGCCUAGGAAAGUGCAACUUGUCCCCACUUCAUGGAACUCCGUUAUUUUUAGGGGAGAAGGAAAAAGGAAGUAAAAUUUCAAAAGAUACACAGAGGGGGGGAAAUUAUACAAACCAACAUCUGUUCUCUGCUUGCUAGGUAACAUCAAGCAAGGCUGCUUCAGAAGGUCAAGUGGGUUGUUUUGGUUUAGAUUGGGGUUAUUUUGCACAUUCCGAAACUGCUUCUAAGAGGUAGUGUCCUGGUCUAGCUGAGUCUGCAUUCUGAAAACUGAGCCAUCCAGCAGGAAAAAGAGGCCAUGACUGAACCCCCUUGCCUUUCAUUCCAGUUCCAGUUACACUCAAGCCAGGCUCAGACAAGGCACCAAGCUGCACCCUGGGGGUCACUUUCUUUUCCUAAGGGCAUCAGGGAAGGGCUGUACAUGUCCCACAGGACUGUAAAUGACAGGAAAGUAAAUCAGGGGAAGGUGUGGACGUGCCACUCUGAUGCAACACAGGAAGAAAGGGGGAAAGGUUGCUUUAUUUAUUAUUAUUAUUGUUGUUUUUAUUAUUUUUGGCCAAGAGAAGAGUGACAAAAUGUAAUCAUUUUCUAGGGUCAAAAGAAAAAAAACAUUUAAACAAUAAGCAAAAUAAGGAGUGAAGAGGAUAAUUCUGUUAAAGAGUUGUUUUCUCCUUCAUUUUUGCAUACUCAGUUGAGUGCACACUCAGUGUUGGUCAUUGUCUCCCAUGGAGCCCUAAAGCAUAUAUACAUAUAUAUUUUUAAAUGAUAUGCUGGUUUCUCUAAAGGCUAUUCUUCUGCCUUACUUGCUUUAAAACUUCCUGCCAUGGUAGCUCUAUAAAGAGACUUAGAUGUUGCUUAGAAGUCCCUCAUCUGAGUCCUUUGGUUACUGACUGUCCCCACUCCUCCCACCCUGUUCCCAUCUUAAUCUAAGUCUCCAAUUCAACUCUUAUGGUAUUAGAUCACUGUAUGCCAUUAAAAAAUAGCUUGUUCUAAUGUCAUAGGUUUUGUAAAUGGAAAUCUGUGAUGACUUCUGGUCACUGAACAUCCCUACCUGAAGGAAAUGCCUGCAGCAGUCUGUGGCAUCUGCUAUCUCCAUGGUUCUGAAACUGGGAAAACAAUUGUAUUGAAAGAGCAAAAUUAGAUAA